This is a messenger RNA of Gekko japonicus, 486 nucleotides long. RefSeq names its product ribosomal protein L22 like 1 (gene RPL22L1). The transcript is spliced from 4 exons. The record is from RefSeq and is a predicted model, not a curated record. Gene Ontology annotation, biological process: cytoplasmic translation. Gene Ontology annotation, molecular function: structural constituent of ribosome; RNA binding. Bases 45 to 413 code for a protein of 122 amino acids. Gene Ontology annotation, cellular component: ribosome. Lineage: Eukaryota; Metazoa; Chordata; Lepidosauria; Squamata; Gekkonidae.
CUCGCUCUCCAGGCGGGUUUGGCCUUUUGAGAAGCCUUGGCAAAAUGGCGCCGAAAAAAGAUAAAAAACUGAAGAAAUCAACUUGCAAAUAUAACCUUGAUCUAACCCAUCCUGUAGAAGAUGGAAUAUUUGAUUCAGGAAAUUUUGAACAGUUCCUGAAGGAAAAGGUUAAAGUGAAUGGAAAAACAGGAAACCUGGGAAAUGUAGUUCACAUUGAACGCUUAAAGAACAAGAUCACUGUGAUGUCCGAGAGGCAAUUCUCGAAAAGGUACCUGAAGUAUCUCACCAAGAAGUACCUCAAGAAGAAUAACCUGCGUGAUUGGCUGCGCGUGGUUGCGUCUGACAAGGAGACCUACGAGCUGCGCUAUUUCCAGAUCAGUCACGAGGAUGAAGAGUCUGAAGCUGAGGAAUGAGCACGAGCUUUUAUUUGGGGGGCGUUAUGUUUCUUGAUAAGCAGAGUGUACCAAUAAACCCAUCUAUUUAUGA